UUUAACGAUUUAUAUGCGACUCCUCCAUCUUCGCUUCCCUGUCUGGCGCGUCUGAAAAGAUAGAACCCUAACCACCACACCUCUCUCCCAGUGCCCAGUCUCACUCUCUCUCUCCACACUAACUGUGCAACCCUAGUUUGGUCUCCUUAUUCAGCUAACAUUGAUCUCUUUGCUCAACAACUCCAGUUAAUUUUCAGUGUGUGAAUAUAUAUAUUGUUAAUGUCACACUUGUAGUGGUGGAUGAUAUGUAGCGUAUUCGAUUUCGGUCGUAAUUAGUGUUCGAUUGUUGCAUUUUCGGUGGAGGAACAGUGACGAUCGCUUCUAUGUGAAUUUAUUGCAGAUAACGCUUUUGUUGAUUCCUUUCGUGAAUCAAUAUUAAUCACAUGUGGCAAAUGUGAAUAAGAGAGAGCCUUACCGAUUGGAUCAACUUAUUGCUUUAAUAAAACACAACGCUAUUCGUUAAUUGAAGUUGCUGUUGACUCUGGAUCAGUGAAAAUGAGGGAUGUCGAGUUUAGGUGUACAAUUUUAAUGUUAUUUGGCCUCUUGAUCAUUGGGAAGGCGGAGGUUUACAUUGCAACUGUUGAAGGAGAGCCUGUGAUAAGUUAUAAAGGCGACCUUGAUGGUUUUGAAGCCACAGCGGUGGAGUCCGAUGAGAAGAUUGAUGUCACCAGUGAAGUAGUUACUUCCUAUUCUCGUCACCUUGAAAAUAAACAUGAUAUGCUUCUCGGGAUGCUGUUUGACCGUGGGACCUACAAGAAACUCUACAGCUACCGGCAUCUUCUAAAUGGUUUUGCAGUUCACAUUUCUCCUGACCAGGCAGAAAUUCUUAGACGGGCUCCUGGUGUGAAAUCUGUGGAGAGAGAUUGGAAAGUGAGGAGACUUACAACACAUACACCACAAUUUUUGGGACUUCCAACUGGAGUAUGGCCGACAGGAGGCGGCUUUGAUAAGGCUGGAGAGGACAUUGUAAUAGGAUUUGUGGACUCUGGGAUUUAUCCACGUCAUCCAAGCUUUGCUACGCACAAUACCGAACCAUAUGGCCCUGUUCCGAAGUACAGAGGAAAAUGUGAAGUUGAUCCUGAUACCAAGAGGGACUUCUGCAACGGAAAAAUUAUUGGAGCCCAACAUUUUGCGGAAGCUGCAAUAGCAGCUGGGGCAUUCAAUCCUGCAAUAGAUUUUCCUUCUCCGUUGGACGGUGAUGGACAUGGAAGUCAUACAGCAGCUAUUGCAGCUGGAAAUAAUGGGAUUCCAGUGAGAAUGCAUGGAUAUGAAUUUGGGAAAGCAAGUGGGAUGGCUCCUCGUGCCAGGAUUGCUGUUUACAAGGCACUCUACAGGCUUUUUGGAGGGUUUGUUGCAGAUGUUGUGGCUGCCAUUGAGCAGGCUGUUCAUGAUGGUGUUGACAUUCUCAAUCUCUCGGUGGGGCCAAACAGUCCUCCAACAACCAUAAAGACCACAUUUUUAAACCCUUUUGAUGCUACACUUCUUGCAGCUGUGAAAGCCGGUGUGUUUGUUGCACAGGCAGCUGGAAAUGGAGGUCCUUUUCCAAAAACCUUGUUGUCUUAUAGUCCAUGGAUAGCAUCUGUGGCUGCUGCAAUUGAUGAUCGUAGAUACAAAAACCAUCUGAAUCUGGGAAAUGGGAAAAUAUUACCUGGAAUUGGGUUGUCACCUGCUACACAUUUGAAUCAAACAUUCACCAUGGUCGCGGCUAAUGAUGUACUGCUUGAUUCUUCGGUCAUGAAGUACAGCCCUUCAGAUUGCCAAAGGCCAGAAGUUUUAAACAAAAACUUGGUGAAGGGAAACAUUCUUCUUUGUGGCUAUUCCUUCAAUUUUGUUGUUGGUACUGCAUCAAUCAAGAAAGUGUCAGAAACAGCCAAGAGCCUUGGUGCAAUUGGCUUUGUUCUUGCAGUAGAAAAUGUUUCUCCAGGAACGAAAUUCGAUCCUGUUCCUGUUGGAAUUCCUGGGAUUCUAAUAACAGAUGUUAGCAAGUCAAUGGAGCUUAUAGACUACUACAACAUCUCUACACCAAGAGAUUGGACUGGACGAGUAAGGAGCUUCAAGGCCACAGGCAACAUCGGGGACGGUUUGCUGCCCAUACUCCACAAAUCAGCCCCCCAAGUAGCAUUAUUCUCUGCUCGAGGACCCAAUAUAAAAGAUUAUAGCUUUCAAGAUGCGGAUCUUCUCAAGCCAGAUAUUCUAGCUCCUGGUUCUCUAAUUUGGGCAGCCUGGGCUCCAAAUGGGACGGAUGAGCCUAAUUACAUGGGUGAAGGAUUUGCAAUGGUAUCUGGAACUAGCAUGGCCGCACCACAUAUUGCAGGGAUAGCUGCUCUAAUAAAGCGGAAGCACCCUCAUUGGAGCCCUGCUGCCAUCAAAUCAGCCUUGAUGACGACAUCGACUACACUGGACAGAGCAGGGAGACCUCUUCAAGCCCAGCAAUAUUCUGGUUCUGAAACCAUGACAUUGGUAUCAGCAACACCUUUUGAUUAUGGUAGUGGCCAUGUCAAUCCCAGAGCUGCUCUAGAUCCUGGACUUGUCUUUGAUGCAGGUUAUGAGGAUUACUUGGGCUUCUUGUGCACAAUACCUGGAAUUGAUGCUCGUGAGAUCAAGAACCACACAUAUUCACCAUGCAACUACACUCUUGGCCACCCAUCAAAUCUGAACACCGCAUCAAUCGCAAUUUCCCAUCUUGUUGGUACUCAAGUUGUUACACGCACUGUCACGAAUGUUGCGGAGGAAGAAACAUAUGUGAUAACGGCAAGAAUGGCACCGGCGGUUGCCAUUGAAACCAACCCCCCAGCCAUGACUCUAAGACCUGGUGCUUCACGGAAGUUUACGGUGACUCUCACUGUCCGAUCACUCACAGGAAAGUAUGCUUUUGGAGAGGUUUUGAUGAAAGGAAGCAGAGGGCACAAGGUCAGGAUCCCUGUGGUGGCUAUGGGUUACCAGCACUAGCUUGGAUUAAUAAUGGAAAUUAAGUCGUUAUGGGUUGGGAUAUUCUUUGUAAUAUGUGGGAAUAAGAUAUAAAAAGCUAAAUGUAUUUGUCUGAAAUAUAUACACAUAUAUAUAUAUCUAUGGAAGGGAUGUAAAGAAGAUCACUAAUAGUAGGGUGAGACUACUAGUUUCUUCCUCUCAUAUAAGUUUUGCUAAUUUGUUUUGUAAUAUGGUGGAAUGCCUGUAUUCCCCUUUACAUUGAUUGUAUGAAGUAGCCUUGGUUCCUAGGUCUUUAAAGAUUGGAGAAGCGAAGGAGGGUUGGGAUGGGGUUUUAUGCUUCUCUAUUGUUGUAUUAUUGACUUUUCUAGUAAUAACUAAUUACAGUUUGCACCA
This is a messenger RNA of Cornus florida, 3321 nucleotides long. RefSeq names its product subtilisin-like protease SBT2.5. The record is from RefSeq and is a predicted model, not a curated record. Gene Ontology annotation, molecular function: serine-type endopeptidase activity. The transcript has 12 exons. The coding region runs from base 496 to 2949 and encodes 817 amino acids. Gene Ontology annotation, biological process: proteolysis. Gene Ontology annotation, cellular component: cell wall; membrane. NCBI's taxonomy places the organism in Eukaryota, Viridiplantae, Streptophyta, Magnoliopsida, Cornales, Cornaceae.